Molecule: messenger RNA, 212 nt
Organism: Acaulospora morrowiae
Lineage: Eukaryota; Fungi; Glomeromycota; Glomeromycetes; Diversisporales; Acaulosporaceae
Source: the annotation of a GenBank genome assembly
GAAAGGAGCCAUGGCUUAUGGGCAAGAGACCAUUUGAGGUUGACUUGUUCACAGCCUAUGGAGUGUACCUGGAUGAUAUAUUUAAAGAUUUCAGGGAAGGGAGAUAUAUAACACGUGGCAGACGGCAUUCAACAUUGUUCAGAGUUUACUCCAAUGGCGUGUCCAUGAAGAAAGAGAAUUACAUGCAUCCACAGAGACUAUUAAAUCUCUAG